Apiotrichum porosum is the source of this 609-nucleotide messenger RNA. RefSeq lists its product as uncharacterized. The record is from RefSeq and is a predicted model, not a curated record. The transcript has a single exon. Lineage: Eukaryota; Fungi; Basidiomycota; Tremellomycetes; Trichosporonales; Trichosporonaceae. Bases 1 to 609 code for a protein of 202 amino acids.
AUGUGCAAGGUUGUUCCCAUCCCCGAAGCCAUUGCAGAGUCGCCUACGUUUAGGCGCUGCGACGACAUCCUCCUCCUUUACGACUCGUUUGGCGGCCUCCCCGUUCCUCUCCCUCACAACGCAGUCGUAGAGGUUCUCGCCCUCGUUGAAGACUUUCGCACCGACGACGGCUCUCUUGUCCCCUUUGUCGAACAGUGGCAAGCAGCAGUUCUCGGCUUUCAUCUCCAACGCAAGCUCUCACCAAUGACGACCCCCGUCGACUUCAAGCACAACCCCGCCGAGCGUGCGGAGGCCAUCCCCGGCGACGAGUCGCCCUUCUCCGCCGCCGACACCGGCGCCCCGGCCCCCACGCAGACUGAAACCGAGGCUGCCAUGGUGCCCGUUGUCUACGCGCCCGAAACCGAGCCGCACUCGGAGAACCACGAGAUCUUCUCACGCUCGCCCCAGAAGGAGGCCUCCCCUCUCAUGCCCCCUGUCGUGUGUGUCCCCGAAGUGGACCCCCAGCGCGAGAGUCCAGAGCACAGCCGCAAUGGCACCCCGGCCCCCGUGGACGUCGAGGCCGAGCUCCAGGCGGUUGACGCCAAGGUUGCGGCCAUCCCCGUGGCCUAG